AUCUAUCGUCGUGUAACCCGCGAGGACAACUCGAUGGAAAUGCGUGUUUUGCCAUUAUUUCACGGUGGAGGCGAGAUGUCAGUAAAGCUGAAGUUUGAUUGUCCGGCUGACGGCGGCAUGGUGCAGCGGAGCCGCUCCUUCACUGGAGUAAACACACUCGGUGGCCGGAGAAGACUUUCCUCGGCUCGUAGCUCUCUCCGCACAAAAGUCGUAGCAGGGAAAUCUCCCAGAAUCCCCUCCUCGAGUCGGGUGGGCAGCAGCGUCUGGGGGCAACAGCCUGAGCAGGUGGACAGAAUCUUCCAGGCUUUGAGGAAAGGGCUCAAGGACUACUUGGAAAACCAUCAAACAGAGCUGGACUUCCUGUCAUCCCAGCAGAGAGACACAAAGAGGAACUCCAGACUGGCUUUUUUCUAUGACCUGGAAAAGGAGAUACGAGCCUUAGAGAGAUACAUACGGCGCCUUGAGUUUCAAAUUAGUAAGGUUGAAGAGCUGUAUGAGUCCUAUUGUAUCCAGUGGCGGCUCUGCCAAGGAGCUUUGAACAUGAAGAGAGCUUUCUCUCUGUCCCCGUCUUCACGACAGUCUAGAGAGAGUCUACUGGAGCUGAACCGCAACCACAGACACAGCCUGGAGGAUAUGUGUGCAAUGGAAGGAGAACUGGAAAUCCUGCUGGGCGAGCUGCAAAUCAAAAUGAAAGGGUUGAUAGGAUUUGCUCGACUCUGCCCUGGAGAUCAGUAUGAGAUAAAGCAGAAGGUAACAGAGGUCAAGGGGUUGAGCUCUAUCCUGGUCGGCAUGGUAACGUGCAGGAGUGCAGAUUUUUUCACAACGCGGCCGCAGAUGAUGGUUGUGGACAUUACAGAGCUGGGAACCAUCAAGCUACAGCUAGAGGUGGUUUGGAAUCCAUUUGAUAGCUGUGAGGUGAGACCUCUCACAGCGUCCGCCAGCCGACAGUCCAUCCACAGCAGAAAGGGAUCCGUAUAUAGCUGGACGCCUCCCAACACACCCAGUUUCACUGAGAAAUACUUUCUAUCUAUGAUGCGUCAGAUACAGGAUGCGGAUGCCUCUUUCUCCAUUGGCUCACGUGAAUCGAGGGGCGUGUCUUUACUCAGCUACCUGGCUGACUCCACCCAGGCACUCAGUCCUCCUGCCUAUGAGAAGACAAGCGACCCACCAACCAAACACCACCCUGUUCUAGACGCUAAAUUACAGGAUGACGAUCUACUGAAGACGCCAACAGAAGACGCUGAGGAGAGUGUGGAAUGGCCAUCAGAGACUGACACAGCUUCCCCCAGUCCUGCGGGCAGCAAGCGAGACUCCAUAUUCCUCUUCCACCGCUACAGCACGCCUGACAUCCUCAAGCAAAAUGGAGAGGCGACCCCCAGCACAGAGACGACGGCCCCGGAUGAGGCCCCUGAAGAGGAGGCCUUGUUCAAGCAGGGAAUUGAAGACAGACUCCUGGUGAAGGACAGCAAAGCGGGCAGAGCACAGAAGAGAGCUGUGGCUAAGAGAGUCAGUUCACUGCUAGACGAUCUGAAUACAGAGCUGGAGGAAAUGAGCAACGCAGAGACAUUAAAGAAGCUAGAUCUGCAGAUACGCCAGCUGAACGAGGUCUUGAAGAAGGACCUCGACCCUCCACAGAUGCCCUCAUCUCAGACACUAGCAGUAGAGGAAGAGGAAGUGCUGGGCAGUUUCGACUUCCUCACUGCAGAUUGUAAUGAAGAUGAAAUAUCAAAUAUGGGCAGCAUCAGACUUGGGUACACUGGGAUUGGUUCCUUUAACGAGAACACCCUGAAAAGCAUGGGUCUGUUAUCUCAGGAUAAAACCUCUCCGUCCUCAGAAGACACGGGUGAAGGAGAGGUCAGACAGAUGGGAGGCGCUGCAGUAAAGCCGUCACUCAGCACAGGGGUCUACAGUCUGGAUCAAGCUCUUGAAACCCACCUCAGUGUCUGCACAGUGCUGCUGGGGGCUCUGAAGUGUUCUGACUCCGAUCUUGUGCACAAAGACGUGAUGGAGGAGCUCUCGCGGCAAGUUGACGUGCUGGAAAAAAUCGCCACUCUGUCGCAGAGGAUGUUAGAGGAGAUCUCAGUGUCAGAAUUGUUGGCCAGAGCUCCUAAGGGGAUUGAAGUAUUUUGGAAGGAGUGCUGCAAGAGUGACUCGCCUUUCUGCUGCUCCACGGAUGGGUUUCUCAGGACACUGCGCAAACAGUACAUCCACAAAGUCAAAGCCAAACAGCCAGGCCAGGCUGAUGCAGUUUUCAGUCAGUUGCUGCAUCAGGUGCAGUGCAGCUGUAUGAUGGCGUCUGUGACUCAGCGCACUACAGACCGAGUGACUGUGUUUCAGCUGUUAGUCUACCUCAACAGAUGGAGUAUCACUGACUUUGGGGAGCACAUCUCUCUCCUCUCUAAAGAAGUGUAUCUGAUAGCCAGUCUGGAGAGUCCCAAGAGGAGGCGAGCUCUGAAAAAGCUGAAAGGCAAGCGCAUCUCUGAGCUGCAGCCGACGGGACGCACCCUCCAGCUCCUGGCCAAGCUCCAGACAGACGCCAAUCACAAGGUGGCUUCAGCGGCCACGUCCUGCCUCAGCAGGGCCUCGCGGUCCAAAUCCUUCAGGGCAAAGGCAGUGGUUCACUACACAGAUCUGCUGAGAAACAGCAACACACAUGUGCGGCAUGAGGCCUGUCUGGCUCUAAAAUGUCUAAAGGGCUCAGAGAGCGCAGAGCAGGUGGCUGAACUGUGGCGCUCCACAGAUGAAGACCUGAGGAACGCCGCACGGGAGACCGUACUUUCCUUCGGCAAGAAAGGUCACAUGGCAUUCCAGCGUAUGGACCAGAUCUAUGAGCUACAGGACGAGGCUUACAAGAACCUGGAAACAGAAAUCACAAUCUUAUAGGAAGACCACAAACCCAAUCUGUUACCUGAUUGGAUGGUGCUGAGAGACUGUGAGGUUUUGAUUGAACACAUUUUAUCUGUGUGUAAACAUAUUGCCAAG
Sinocyclocheilus rhinocerous is the source of this 2982-nucleotide messenger RNA. RefSeq names its product protein FAM65C-like. NCBI's taxonomy places the organism in Eukaryota, Metazoa, Chordata, Actinopteri, Cypriniformes, Cyprinidae. The transcript is spliced from 23 exons. The record is from RefSeq and is a predicted model, not a curated record. Bases 34 to 2883 code for a protein of 949 amino acids.